This is a messenger RNA of Monodelphis domestica (gray short-tailed opossum), 3481 nucleotides long. It is a transcript of the gene CALU, whose product is annotated as calumenin. Gene Ontology annotation, cellular component: endoplasmic reticulum. The record is from RefSeq and is a predicted model, not a curated record. Gene Ontology annotation, molecular function: calcium ion binding. NCBI's taxonomy places the organism in Eukaryota, Metazoa, Chordata, Mammalia, Didelphimorphia, Didelphidae.
GGGUAUUGGCUAGAGAGGCCAUAUUUCCCCUCUUCCAAGCUUCAGCAUGGAGGUUUUCAUCUCCAACAAAGGAAAUCCGGGAAAAGAGCAGGACCUGAGGAAGAGAUGUCUUAGAACAGAGGCAUCCUGUCACAAGUAGACUUCAGAGAGAUCUGAUCAAGUCAUGGACCUGCGACAGUUUCUCAUGUGCCUAUCCCUGUGUACAGUCUGUGCCUUGAGCAAGCCCACAGAGAAAAAGGAAAGAGUCCAUCAUGAGCCUCAGCUCAGUGACAAGCCUCAUGAUGAUGCUCAGAAUUUUGACUAUGACCAUGAUGCAUUCCUGGGUGCAGAAGAGGCAAAGACCUUUGAUCAGCUGACACCGGAGGAGAGCAAGGAACGGCUUGGAAAGAUUGUAAGUAAAAUAGAUGGCGACAAGGACGGGUUUGUCACUGUGGAUGAGCUCAAAGACUGGAUUAAAUUUGCACAAAAGCGCUGGAUUUACGAGGAUGUAGAACGACAGUGGAAGGGGCAUGACCUCAAUGAGGACGGCCUCGUUUCUUGGGAGGAGUAUAAAAAUGCCACCUACGGCUACAUAUUAGAUGAUCCAGACCCCGAUGAUGGGUUUAACUAUAAACAGAUGAUGAUGAGAGAUGAGCGGAGAUUUAAAAUAGCUGACAAGGAUGGAGACCUCAUUGCUACUAAGGAAGAGUUCACAGCUUUCCUUCAUCCUGAAGAGUAUGACUACAUGAAAGAUAUAGUUGUUCAGGAAACGAUGGAAGACAUAGAUAAGAAUGCUGAUGGUUUCAUUGAUCUGGAAGAAUACAUUGGUGACAUGUAUAGCCAUGAUGGAAAUGCUGAUGAACCAGAGUGGGUGAAGACAGAGCGUGAGCAAUUUGUGGAAUUCCGAGAUAAAAACCAUGAUGGGAAAAUGGAUAAAGAGGAAACGAAAGACUGGAUCCUUCCUUCUGACUAUGAUCAUGCAGAAGCUGAGGCCAGGCACCUGGUUUAUGAAUCAGACCAGAACAAGGACGGCAAACUUACCAAGGAGGAGAUCGUUGACAAGUACGAUUUGUUUGUGGGCAGCCAAGCCACAGAUUUUGGCGAGGCUUUAGUACGGCAUGAUGAAUUCUGAAUUGUUGACAGAUAAAACCCAUUUUUCUUCAAAAGUAAUUUAUUUUUUACAGCUUCUGGUUUCACAUGAGAAUCGUUUUCGCUACUGAGACUGUUAUUACAAACUUUAAAGCAGUGAAAAAACACAACAGCAAAACAUAUCCCGUCCCCUUUCCUCCUCCCAAAGGGACUGGAGGAACAUUCUGUGCUUCUGACAAAAAAAAAAAACCUGUAAUUAUGACACUUGUGUUUUUUAGAUUUACACUUUGUUUUAUGUAUAACAAGUUAUGUUUAUUUUUGUAUUUGUUUUCUCUUUGGGAGUAUGAAAUGAAGGAUGCCCAUCCUCACCUCACACUCACAGGCUCACAUUAGUUUAUCACCAUCUCCAACCCUUUCUCUAUUUUUUUUUUUGUAUUUUUUACUUAGCUAACUAAUUUUGUAAAGCCUAAGAUCAAUAAGGAAAAGGCCAGGGGAGGGAAAAAAAAACUGCCCUGUUAUCUCAUAUCAGAAAGGCAACAUGUUGGCGCACUCUGCUAAAAGUAUAACAUUUCCCAACUGUUCAUUGUGACCAGUUAGCUUUCUAGCACCUGACCCUCUUUUUCAUAUCCUGGGCAAGAAAGGAUUCUUAUUUGGAAGCCCAGACAGGCUCACCCUGAUGCAGUUUUUCUGUUGAAGGAGCUGUGUUUAUUCAUUCUGACAAGCACAGCUAGGCCGAAAAGGGUUAGGACCAGUGCCUCAAAAACCAAUCAUGUUAGUGGGUGUGAUCUUUCCUUUCACAAAGCUGUCAAUAGGGUCAGCUGAAGAUCUGAAGGAAAAGUAGCUGGGUUUCUUUAUUCUCAGGCUUGUGUGGAUUUGCUCAUCGAAAUACCCAGGGCAGGCUUGUAAAACAACUAUUGAAAUCAUCUUACUAUCUGUUGAGCAAUCAGCCAGCAAAGCAAGUAGGCAGGCAACAGACCCCUGCCCUGUGCUCUCCAGACCAGCCUGGCAGCCCUGGAUUUCUGCUUCAAACAGUUACAAUUUACUCCUUUCCAAUCAUGUCAUUGAAGUGCCUUUACCUGUCAAGAGAAAUGAUCAGUGAAGGCGUUUCUCUUCUGAAACCUCAAGGUAAAACGUGCUCAAAUGGGACAGGAUUUGGAGCAGUCUCUAGUAAACAUGCCACACAUGAAAGCUGCUGAGGUUUGAAACACCUCGAGCUAGGAGAGGAUAUUUUUAUUUCCAUCUUUUUUCAGUAUUAGUAGAAAUCGUAGUCGCAUUGUUCUUAAUAUUCUUGUGGGUUGGUUUCCUAAAACCACAUGCUGCCAAAUUUACCAGGGAUCCUCAUACCUCAAAAUGCAAACAAACCACUUAUUCCCUUUUUCUCCCAAUGAAAAUUGCCCAGGCCUCAGUCAGUGUCAGCUAUGGAACUUCAUGGCUCAGGUCUUGAGGAGAUGGGAAUACCCCCAAUAGAAGGCUUUCCUGGCAGAGGCCCUAUGGUUUGAGUGCCAUUGCCUACACCUUCCCCCAAAUAAAAUUUUACAUGGUGCUAAGCAGGCUGCCAACCCUUCUUAGGGGAAAAUGGGAAUUUGGAAAAGGCUUUAUAUCUUCCAGUUAAAUGGUCCAAGAAAUGGCUCUUUUUCAACUCCUCAGACUCCUUCAUACAACACUAACUAUAUAUUCUGAGGGACCUUAAUUGUAGGGGGACCUCUUCUGAAAACACAUUUUGUGUUCCAAGUGAGCAAUUUUGGGGUCACUAAGACAUAUGUGUAUAUAUAUAUCCUUUAUUACUUCAUGUAUAUCUUUAUAGAUAACACACCUUUGAUAUAACUUGAUAGCAUCAGGUGGAACGGGGUGAAUACUCCAAACAAGAUCAGGACUUUGAUCUUCUAAUAGCCAUGUUGAGAAAGACUGUUUAAUGUGGGUGGCUCUUCUCCAUUAGGUUUAGCCCCUGAUUUGAAGUCCUCUGCCCUACUAGACUCCCAGUUUUAGUGCCAAGCUGACUGAAGAUGCCUUGUGGUCCAUACCCCAGCCUUGGCUUACUUAAUUCAGUUCAGUCAUGAGUUAUGUGGGGAGGGUUCACACAGCAGGCUACCUGCACAGAGCCCAAAUUUUAAAAUCACCCACCCAAAUAGUGAAUCUUAGCAAAAAGCAGCAGCAGUAGUUUCUGCAUGCUGGGUGCUCAGCGGCUUGCAUUUUACUUUGAUCCCUCAUGAAGCCCCUGGGUUAUUUUUGGUUCCUAGAAAGCAUGACGCUGAUGAACAAACAGGCCACACCCCCACAGCGUGCAUCCUGUGAAUGCUGGUUCUCUUCUGGAUAUGGGUGUUUUGUUUUGUUUUUUAUGGAGUGUAAACCAGGUUUUAUAUUCUGUAAUGCAAACAGGUUCCUAUCUGUUUCUCAAUAAAACUGUUUACAUUCA